AUGUAUGCUGUCAUUAGUACAUCCGGGUUAGACAAGAACGUCCCGAACAGCAAAACGGGCACGCAGUCGUCAUCGACAUCAGAUAGAGGCUAUGACAGAGGCAAAAUUAUCAAACUCGAGGGUCCAACCGGCCUCACAGCGAACCCAACAACCACAAUCAUCGACGGCGUAGAGCAAGUUCCCACGGGGAACUCCACAAUUCCCACCUUUCCCAAAACCAUCAGACUCCCCCGCGAUGGCGCUCAAGCACUGUCCACAGGUGGACGAGCAGGCGACGAGUUCCCCCCUGACUCUCAGACGGAAGAAUACACCCUACUUGGCGUAGGCAUCCGCGCCGUUUCUUUCCUCAGCGUCCAGGUCUACGUCGUGGGCCUUUAUAUCGCCAGUUCAGACAUCGCAGCUCUACAGCAGCAUCUCGUCAGGCAAGCUGCGACACCCGUCAGCGCCUCUGCGGCCAAUGGACAGGAGGCCUGGAACGAGAUCCUCAGGGAUACCCACCUGCGCACUGCGUUGCGAAUCGUGCCCACGAGGAACACGGAUUUCCUUCAUCUCAGGGAUGGAUGGGUGCGUGCCAUCACAGCGCAGGCGCAGAGUGCAAAUGCGCGGGCGAAGGAGGUUGAGGUUGCAGCGAAGCGGGGUUCGUCGAUACCCGCUGGUGCUGUGGUGGCUUCUGAGUUUGAGGAUGACAGCUUUGGCAUUGCGCUUAAUGACUUCAAGUCGCUGUUCGGGGGCGGGGUGAGGAAGAAUGUGCCCAAGGGCCAGAUUCUGUAUUUGCUCCGGAAUAGAGUGGGGGGGUUGGAGACGAUGUUCCAUGCCGGGCAUGGGAAGCCGGUGGUUUGGCUGGGUGCGAUGCAAGAUGAGCGUAGAGGCCGGUUGGGACUGUUGAGCAGAGAGUUGCAUGAUGCUACGAUUUAA
Messenger RNA from Histoplasma mississippiense, 915 nucleotides. RefSeq lists its product with no specific name. The transcript has 3 exons. The record is from RefSeq and is a predicted model, not a curated record. Bases 1 to 915 code for a protein of 304 amino acids. Gene Ontology annotation, molecular function: intramolecular lyase activity. Lineage: Eukaryota; Fungi; Ascomycota; Eurotiomycetes; Onygenales; Ajellomycetaceae.